Daldinia caldariorum is the source of this 4932-nucleotide messenger RNA. RefSeq names its product calcium-translocating P-type ATPase. Gene Ontology annotation, biological process: calcium ion transmembrane transport; intracellular calcium ion homeostasis. The record is from RefSeq and is a predicted model, not a curated record. Lineage: Eukaryota; Fungi; Ascomycota; Sordariomycetes; Xylariales; Hypoxylaceae. The coding region runs from base 366 to 4568 and encodes 1400 amino acids. Gene Ontology annotation, cellular component: membrane; intracellular membrane-bounded organelle. The transcript is spliced from 3 exons. Gene Ontology annotation, molecular function: ATP binding; P-type calcium transporter activity; ATP hydrolysis activity.
UAGUCUUGUUUGGUUGGCCACUCGGCUAUCACCAAACCCGACGGAAUAGAUAAACAGACGACGGAUACGUGCGCUAUACCAAAUACCUCGCUGCGCCUCAGUUUCAGCGGAGACGUACCGACCGUGCUCUCUCCCAGGUUACGAACUCGAUAGAUACCAUAGAUACCUCUAGCCCUUGGAACUUAGGGGUAUCCAAUUGUCUUGGUUAUCCCUUUCCUCAAGUCUUUCUGUAUCGCCGAUCUCACAUUCGAUCGAUGGCCAGUGUGCGAACAUUUUGGCCCUACACUUGGAUCUUAGCCUCUUGUCGCAAGGCUGUUCAGGUUUAACGACUUCUUUCACACAACUCCUCUAUCAACAUAUGCGACAUGGCGGACCCUAACAAGGAUACUACCCAGGGGACUCCCCGUAGACCGAGAGCGCCUACUAUUACGAUUGACACGACGAAUGAUACUGAGCCCACGGUUGCCGCCUCUCAUCAAUCGCCCGUUUCUCCUCAUGAUGAUUCUGUAAGCCCGACUGCAUUGACGGCGAGUUGGACACCUGAAAGGACUACUGCUCCUUUAACGCCGCAGCCGUCAACCGUGAGCUCUAAGGGAGAAGCGCGGCAAACGCAUUCGUUUGACAGUGUUAGGGAUAGUAGACCGACUAGCCCACAUAACGUUUCUAGUCCUGUUACCGCGAGAGCCAACGAGAAGGGCCAGGCUUUCCUCUCUGUUCCGGAGAGUCACCACCGCUCGAGGCAAAAUUCCGUUGAUAGCGAGGAUGGUGCGCGAUCAUUUACUUCCUCCCAGGGUGAGACGGUCACGGCAUCGAAGCACUCGUUCGACAACGAGAAGAUUAUGAAGGACGAGGAUGCAUUGAAACCCGAUCAAGGCAGGGAGGCCGAUUUCGAAGUGGCGAACAACCCUUUUGCGUAUAGUCCUGGUCAACUCACCAAAAUGUUUAACCCGAAAAGUUUAUCAGCUUUUUAUAAGCUCGGAGGCCUAGCCGGAAUGGAAAAGGGACUUCGUACUAACCGCGAUACUGGGUUAAGCCCCGACGAAAAGUACUUAGAAGGGACAGUCUCGUUCGAAGAGGCAACAAGCCGUUCCUCUAAGCCGGCUAAAGAUGGCAUGGAAAGUUCGCAGGCACCGGCCGUCCACCCCCAUGGACAUGAGCAUGGAUCCGACGACCACUUCAUCGAUAGGAAACGAGUUUACGGAGACAACCGAAUCCCCGAGAAGAAAGGCAAAAGCUUUUUGGAGUUGGUGUGGAUUACUUAUAACGACAAGGUCUUGAUUCUGCUUUCCGUCGCCGCCGUAGUGUCUCUUGCCAUUGGUCUAUACCAGACAUUUGGCGGUGAGCACGAUGAUGGGCAGCCGUCCGUCGAAUGGGUCGAAGGCGUAGCUAUCAUUGUGGCCAUUGUUAUCGUGGUAUUGGUUGGAUCUUUGAACGAUUGGCAAAAGGAAAGGCAAUUCGCGAAACUAAACAGGAAGAAGCAAGACCGACUGGUUAAGGUCGUCAGAGCAGGUAAAACUAUGGAGAUAUCUAUUUUCGAUCUCCUGGCUGGCGACGUCGUUCACUUGGAACCUGGCGAUCUUAUUCCUGUUGAUGGUAUUCUCAUCCAAGGCUUUAAUGUCAAGUGCGACGAAUCGCAAGCAACCGGUGAGUCGGAUGUCAUACGCAAAAGGCCGGCCGAUGAGGUAUUUGCCGCUAUCGAGAAUGGAGAGGAUACAAGGAAGCUGGACCCUUUCAUUCAGUCUGGAGGCAGAGUGAUGGAAGGUAUGGGAACAUUUUUGGCUACGUCUACUGGUAUCUACUCGAGCUACGGCAAAACGAUGAUGUCCCUAAGCGAAGAUCCCGAGAUUACACCCCUCCAGUCGAAGCUCAACGUUAUUGCCGAAUACAUUGCGAAGCUCGGAGGCGCCGCUGGUCUGCUCUUGUUCAUUGUGUUAUUCAUCUUGUUCCUGGUUCGCGUCCCGUCAAACAAUAAUAUGACACCGUCUCAGAAAGGUCAAGAAUUCAUCGAGAUUUUCAUCGUCGUGGUUACUAUCAUCGUUGUUGCGGUGCCAGAAGGUUUGCCUCUUGCUGUGACAUUAGCACUGGCCUUUGCUACAAACCGCAUGAUCAAGGACAACAACCUGGUGCGUCAUUUGAAAGCCUGCGAGGUUAUGGGAAAUGCGACAACGAUCUGCUCCGACAAGACUGGUACCUUAACCCAAAACAAGAUGACGGUUGUUGCUGGGACGAUCGGGACGUCGCAUCGAUUCGGAAGCGGGCCAUCUGAGAAAGGACAAGAGCUAUCAGAGAAGGAAUUUGGUAGCACUCUCAGCAAGGAAGCUCAAGAAAUUCUGCUCAAGUCUAUCUCGCUCAACUCGACAGCUUUUGAAGGCGAGGUGGAGGGUGUGAAAACGUUCAUCGGAUCCAAGACCGAGACGGCGCUAUUGGAAUACGCUAAGGCUUAUCUCGGCAUGGGACCGGUAAGUGAGGAACGAUCGAACGCCAAGAUGCUACAGAUUAUUCCGUUCGAUUCUGGCCGAAAGUGUAUGGGUGUGGUUAUUCAGCUUGAGAAUGGCGGUGUUCGUUUAUACGUCAAGGGUGCGUCGGAAAUCGUGCUUCAGAAGUGUUCGUCAAUUCUUCGUAACCCUACCCAGGAAGCAUCCAGUGCCCCGAUUACCAUGGACGAUGUCGAAACUGUCAAGGCCCUCAUUGAAGACUAUGCGUCUAGGUCUCUGCGAACUAUCGGAAUUGUUUACCGCGAUUUUGAGAGGUGGCCUCCACGAAAUGCCAGACGCGCCGAAGGCGGCCAGAACGAGGUGAUAUUCGAGGACGUUUUCAAGAACAUGACAUUCGUUGGUAUGGUCGGUAUCCAAGACCCUCUCCGCGAAGGAGUUCCCGAGGCGGUUAAGCAAUGUCAGAGGGCUGGUGUAGUUGUUCGCAUGGUUACCGGUGACAACAAACUUACGGCUCAGGCUAUCGCAAAGGAGUGUGGCAUAUUGCAGGCAGACGACGGGUUGGUAAUGGAAGGACCAGAAUUCCGAAACCUAAGCAAAUAUCAGCAAAACGAGAUCAUCCCCCGCCUCCGUGUGCUUGCGCGCUCUAGUCCCGAAGAUAAACGUAUUCUCGUGCGUCGUCUGAAAGACAUGGGCGAAACUGUCGCUGUCACUGGAGAUGGUACAAACGAUGCGCCUGCCUUGAAGCUUGCUGACGUUGGAUUUUCCAUGGGUAUUGCUGGUACUGAAGUGGCCAAAGAGGCGUCUGCUAUCAUCCUUAUGGAUGAUAACUUCAACAGUAUUGUGAAGGCCUUGAAGUGGGGUCGAGCCGUAAACGACGCCGUCAAACGUUUCCUCCAGUUCCAACUUACCGUCAACGUUACCGCCGUUGUAUUGACCUUUGUCACGGCUGUUUCCAGUAGCGAUGAAGGCUCCGUGCUAACAGCAGUUCAGCUUCUCUGGGUCAACUUGAUUAUGGACACUCUCGCAGCUCUUGCCCUUGCUACUGACCCUCCUCAGGACAGUUGCUUGGACCGGAAACCAGAGCCCCGAGGCGCCAGUAUCAUCUCGAUAACGAUGUGGAAGAUGAUUCUAGGCCAAGCUUUUUACCAAUUAGCAAUUACUUUCAUACUUUACUACGGUGCGAUCUCUAUUGGCGUAGUCGAAGAAGGCGAAUGGGCAUACCCACAACGCGACACCCUUGUUUUCAACACCUUCGUAUGGAUGCAGAUCUUUAACCAAUGGAACAAUCGUCGCCUGGACAAUCGCUUCAAUAUUUUCGAAGGCUUAUCGCAGAAUUGGUACUUCACUAUAAUCAAUCUAGUUGUGUCUGGUAUACAAGUCCUCCUGAUCUUUGUUGGUGGAGCUGCCUUUAGUAUUUCCGGGUCCAAGCCAUCACAGACCGGUCCUGAAUGGGCAUGUGCGAUAGUUCUUGGUGUCCUUUCCAUCCCCAUUGGCAUGGUCAUUCGUCUGAUUCCGGAUGAGCUGGUCAGCAAAUGUGUCCCUAAUAUCCUCAAGAAGAAGCGCCGCAUCCCCGGAUUGAUGAUUUCGGACGAAGAGCGGUUUAACGAAUACCCCGAGGUUCUUGCUGAUGUUAGAGAUGAGCUUGCAUUCUUGAAGAAGCUCAAGGGUGGUCGCCUGAACAACCUGAAAUUUGCCGUCCGACAAACUCGAGACAAUUUAAUUUCGAAGACGAGGAGCCCAUCUCAUUCCCGAUCUAAUUCGAUGAGGGCGCCGCAAACUCCGACUCGCGAAGAUAGUUUCAGCGCAUCGUCCCCAGCACCCACUCCUGAUUCCCGGAAGCGGUCUAGGUCGAUAAGGUCACGAUCUAAUUCAGCUCUGGGGGCUCCUACGGUUAUGGCUGGCAUUAUUGCUGGUAGCGUAGCCGCUGGAUGGUCACCGAUAGAAAGGACUGGAGAUCGCGAUUUUCCACCAAGUCGUCCGACACCUUCGCCACUAUCUAGUCGCGAACACAGCGAAUUGGAGCCAGCGCCUGUCCUGACGGAGGAACCGAUGUCGAUCGAGGACUCUGGCCCUUCACAUGUUCCUCAGCUUAGCGUCCCGCAACCACCUCAAAAGCAAAAAUCUAUUUCUUAGGCGGCAUGAAUGAAGUUUUGGUUUAGACUACCCUAUUAUGUCGAUCUCGCCCGAUACUAUGAUAUCUGGAGGUAACGAGAACAUGCAGUGCACGCAGACGACGAGUCAAGUAUAUUAGAAUACAACUCGUAUAAUAAUGUUAAUCUACGCCCCGUGGCCGAGGUCAACACGGGUUGUUGGUCUGAUCUAUUACUUCAACCCCGACAGGGCCCACGGAGAAGACUCUAUACCGGGGAUUACUGUGUCAAGUAUGGCUACGGGCGAACCACAGACGUCAAUAAGCGCUCCUUGCUGGAAUGCGUAAUUUAGUGGUUCGCGAUUCCCGGCUUGUGUGCUACUGGGACGAGAGGGUACGGAUGUUAUG